Molecule: messenger RNA, 1023 nt
Organism: Aphanomyces invadans
Lineage: Eukaryota; Oomycota; Saprolegniomycetes; Saprolegniales; Verrucalvaceae
Exons: 3
Coding region: 58-741 (227 amino acids)
Source: RefSeq, a predicted model, not a curated record
CAACAGAGCAAACCCCAAGUGCCGCGCGCCGAGCACGCACAGGACAAGUCGAGCGCCAUGAUCAUGCUGAAGAAGAAGAAGGAGCAAGCCGAAAGGGAAGCAGCGGCGGCGGCGGCGGCCGCUGCCCCAGCCCCACCUGCUACUGAGGACAGUGUGCCUGCAUUAAACGAUGAUGCCAAUACUCGUGCAUCGGCCGCCGCACCUCCUGCGCCGGGGGGAAUCAAGAUCAUGGGUCUUGGUCGUGGCACACGCAAGUCCAAGGAAAAGAAGCGCACCCCCGGCGAAAUCCGCAUUCAAAAAGACAUUGCCGAACUCGACGGAGGGUCGGCUGCUGUCGUGAGUUUUCCCGACUCGAACGACCUGACAAACUUCCACGUUCGGAUUACUGUCGACACGGGGUUGUGGACUGGAGCUGCCUACACCUUUACGUUCAAAAUUCCAUCGUUCUACCCACAUGAGCCGCCCAAAGUGCGUUGCAUGACCAAGAUCUACCACCCCAAUAUCGAUCUCGACGGCAACGUGUGUUUGAAUAUUCUUCGCGAAGACUGGAAACCCGUGCUCGACAUCAAUGCUGUCAUCUACGGCCUCAUCUACCUCUUCUACGAGCCCAACCCGGACGACCCGCUCAACCGCGAAGCGGCCGAGAUGUUUCGAAGCGACCCCCGUCGAUUCCAGGACGUCGUCGGUCGUAGUUUGCGUGGCCAGUACGUUCAAGGCAUCCAGUUUGAACGCCUGGUCUAGUUGGGGACGCACCGACGCGAUAGACGUAACCAAGUUGCCGUCGCGUUUUGGUUGCUGCACGUCGACCUCGCAUGCCCACCGCGGCGUGCAUCCUCCAUCUAGACCGUGGCAAUCCACGUCUACCGUCCCGUCUGGUGGACGACGAGUCGUCGCGAUGGCAUUGUGUUUUCGGUCACAACAAGCGCAUGGCUCUCGGAUCUGGCUCUGCCUUUGGCCAUCUUCGUCGUUGACUGUUGGUGCGAUAUAUCGACCUACGACGCCACGUUCCAGUGGUGCAUGUGC